AUGACGGAGAUGACGCCUGGCGAGCCACCACGUGUUACACCCAUCGCUGGAGUCGUGAGCGACCAGAUCGCUUGUGAUGACGAGCAGCGGGGCGAACAGUCGACACAGGAGUCAAUGGCUGCCGAAGGAGAAUGUCGUAGGAGCUUGUACGGAAGGUGGGUGCCAACUGUCGUGCUAGUGGUGGUGCUCGCCGUCGCCGUGCUUGGGCUUGCGACCGACGGCCAGGCGCAGCUGCAGAAUGGGUUCUACACUGGCAAGUGCCGUGGCAACGACGUGGAGGCGGUGGUCCGUGGUAUCGUCAAGGCCCCCUUCGCCCAGGACAGCGCCAUCGUCGCCCACCUCCUACGCUUGCUGUUCCACGAGUGCGGCGUCAAUGGCUGCGAUGGCGGGCUGCUGAUCGACGGCACCGGCACAGAGAAGACGGCAUCACCAAACCUGAGCGUGAAGGGCUACGAUCUCAUCGCCACCAUCAAGAUGGAACUUGAGAGGCGGUGCCCCGGCGUGGUAUCCUGCUCCGACAUCGAGAUCCUCGCAACCAGGGACGCCGUCAAUGCAUCCACGGGACAAGGAUACGCGGUGCGCACCGGACGCAGGGACCGCCGGCGGUCCAUAGCCACCGACAUAAACCUUCCGGGGCCAGAUUUCACGGCCCCGCAGGCAGCUGCUUUCUUCCGCACCCUCGGCCUCAGCUCGGACGACAUGGUCGUUCUGCUGGGCGCGCACACGGUUGGAGUCACUCACUGCAGCAUGAUCAAGAAGAGUCGUCUUUACAGCUACGGCGGCAAGGCUGGUGCAACGGACCCGAGCAUGGACCCGGAGCUAGCGUCCAUAUACAAGACGUAUGUGUGCCCUAACACGGCAUCAUCCGAUAACAACAUCGUGUUUCUAGACGACCGGUCCAGCGCGUCCAAGCUGGACAACAGCUUCUACAAGAUGUUGCAGCGCCGCCGCGGCGCGCUCAUGGUCGACCAAAACCUCUACGGCGACGGCUCCACGCGUUGGAUGGUCGACAGGCUCGCCAAUACCGACCAUUUCCGUUGGCUCUUCCCGCAGGCGCUCGUGAAGCUCGGGGAGGUCAACGUGCUCACCGGCACACAGGGAGAGGUCCGCAAGCUCUGCAGCAAGUUCAACUGAUGAUAUCAUCAUCAUUUUCUGAGGAAACAUCCGAUAAGGGCGAGACUUUUGUGUUUAUUUCCAGUCGGAUUGGUAGCAACAUCUCUCUCCUUUUUUGUUUUGGUUGGAUUCAUCGUGAUGUACUCUGUUUUGACCGCACGUUCGAUUCAUUUAAUUUGUUUUCCA
This is a messenger RNA of Hordeum vulgare subsp. vulgare (domesticated barley), 1299 nucleotides long. Its product is annotated as peroxidase 57-like. Gene Ontology annotation, biological process: response to oxidative stress; hydrogen peroxide catabolic process. The coding region runs from base 1 to 1134 and encodes 377 amino acids. Gene Ontology annotation, molecular function: peroxidase activity; heme binding. The record is from RefSeq and is a predicted model, not a curated record. Lineage: Eukaryota; Viridiplantae; Streptophyta; Magnoliopsida; Poales; Poaceae. The transcript is spliced from 3 exons.